CGAUUUUUUCUUACAAAGAUCCAUUCGUGUUUUUUCAUGUUAUCUCUUAUCUGCAGACGAGCAAGGUUAUAGAUCAUAUUAUAUACACAUACGAACGUAACUUUACAACUUGAACACAGAUUAUACACAUCUGCCGACCAUCUUUGCUGCUCAAUAGGAAGUCUUAAAAACGUCAAGUUUCCUACGUCCAACGUCCGACAGAACGAUUUCCAUUUGAGAAACUUCGUUACGACUGCACGUUCGGAAAUGGCUCAAAAGACAGCUUUGUUUAUUGUGGCAGAAGGCAGUGAAGAACUCGAAUUGGUCGCUCCUGUGGACAUACUUCGUCGUGCUAAUGUAAUUGUUACCAUUGCUGAUUUAGCUGAUUGUGAGUAUGUGAAGACUAAAUCCAAUAUCUUUAUUAAAACUGAUGCCAAGUUAGGAGAAGUAAAAGACAUUACAUAUGAUGCUGUUGUUAUACCUGGUGGUCCAUCAUACAAAACUUUGGCUGCAGCAAGUGUAAUUGGAGAGAUUUUGUGUAAACAUGAAAAAGCUGGAAAAAUUAUUGCUGCUAUAUGUGCUGCACCUUUUGUAUUAUUCAAACAUGGAAUUGCCAAAGGAAAAUCUUUGACGUCUUACCCUUCUGUGAAGAAUGAUAUUGAAGGAUCUUACCAAUACAAAGAAGAUACUACUGUUGUUGAUGGAAAUCUGGUGACCAGUCGUGGACCUGCUACAGCUGUUGAAUUUGGAUUAAGCCUUGUUGAAGUAUUACUUGGAAAUGAAGAAAAAGUCAAAGUUGCUAAAGCAAUUCUUUAUCCUCUUUAAAACAUCACUUCUAUUAUAAAGUCUAACAAUAAUUAAAUUUUUUUUUUUUCAUUUA
Messenger RNA from Sipha flava (yellow sugarcane aphid), 859 nucleotides. Its product is annotated as protein dj-1beta-like. NCBI's taxonomy places the organism in Eukaryota, Metazoa, Arthropoda, Insecta, Hemiptera, Aphididae. The record is from RefSeq and is a predicted model, not a curated record. Gene Ontology annotation, biological process: guanine deglycation, glyoxal removal; protein deglycation, glyoxal removal. The coding region runs from base 247 to 804 and encodes 185 amino acids. Gene Ontology annotation, cellular component: cytosol; nucleus. Gene Ontology annotation, molecular function: protein deglycase activity. The transcript has 6 exons.